This is a messenger RNA of Zophobas morio, 1535 nucleotides long. RefSeq names its product thioredoxin domain-containing protein 5 homolog (gene prtp). The transcript is spliced from 6 exons. Gene Ontology annotation, cellular component: endoplasmic reticulum. The record is from RefSeq and is a predicted model, not a curated record. Bases 142 to 1290 code for a protein of 382 amino acids. Lineage: Eukaryota; Metazoa; Arthropoda; Insecta; Coleoptera; Tenebrionidae. Gene Ontology annotation, molecular function: protein disulfide isomerase activity. Gene Ontology annotation, biological process: protein folding.
UGAUAUUUUGGAGGUGUCUCGGCCGCACUCAAAUUUCUCCUGUCAUUUUCUUUCCAGCGGUAUCAUUGUUGUUUAUAUUUGGCUGUGAUAAAGCACUUUUACAUGAAUUUCCAAUUAUAAAACCUCUAUCAGAAUUCCAUAAUGUCUUCAACGGUGUCAAUUAUAGUUUUGUGUACGUUUUUUAUAACCGCAUUUAGCCACGACGAAGAUGUCCACACAAUCAGGUACUCCACAGAGAACUUUGCUCAAGAACUACCAAAGAAAAACCACUUUGUCAUGUUCUACGCGCCAUGGUGCGGCCAUUGCCAGAGACUAGCCCCCACCUGGGAGCAGCUCGCCGAAAUGCUCAACGAAGAAGACAGCAACAUAAAAAUCGCCAAAGUCGACUGCACAACCGACAGCUCUUUGUGCUCGGAGCAUGACGUAACGGGCUACCCCACACUCAAAUUCUUUAAAGUUGGCUCAGGUGAAGGGAUCAAGUUCAGGGGCACCAGGGAUUUGCCCACCUUGACCACGUUCAUCAACGAGCAGUUGCGAGAGGGGGAGGACGAAGGAGCGGAAAUCAAGCCACCACAGCCGGUGAGCGGAUUGGUUGAGUUGAAUGAGGAGAAUUUCGAGAAGUAUGUAUCCAGUGGGAAGCAUUUCAUCAAGUUUUAUGCCCCGUGGUGUGGACACUGUCAAAAAUUGGCACCGGUGUGGGAGCAACUGGCCAAAUCUCUGGAGUUUGAUUCUUCUAUUUCUGUUGCAAAAGUUGAUUGUACACAGUUUAGGUCAAUUUGUAACCAGUUUGAAGUUAAAGGGUAUCCCACUUUGUUGUGGAUUGAAGAUGGGAAAAAGAUUGACAAGUAUCAAGGAGACCGGUCUCAUGAGGCUUUGAAAUCUUAUGUUAGUAAAAGAAUGGGGUCCCCUGAGGCACCCACUGAAGCUGGUAAAACACAAAAUGAAGAAGCAGGCGUGGGGAUACUUACUGGUGACACUUUUAAACAUGGGGUUGAAAAUGGUGUUACUUUUGUCAAAUUUUUUGCACCUUGGUGUGGCCAUUGCAAGCGUUUGGCACCUACAUGGGAUGAGUUGGGAAAAAAGUUUAUUGGUGAUGGUAACGUCAAUAUAGUGAAGGUAGACUGUACUCUGGAUAUCAAUAAGGAUCUGUGCAAUGAACAGGAAGUUGAGGGCUUCCCAACUAUAUAUCUGUACAAAAACGGGGUUAAAAUAUCCGAGUACAGUGGUAGUAGAACGCUGGAAGAUUUGCAUGAUUUUGUUAAGCAGCACACUGGCCAUGAUGAACUGUAAUUGUUUGUCUGUGUGUAAUUGUGUGUUGAGAGUUGUAAGUUUUGUUUCUUAGCGGUGUAUGUAAUUACAGUUGAAACUAUGGAGUGGAAAAUGUUUUAAUUCCAUUUCACGUGUGUGUUUGUAAGUUUGAAUAGAGCCCUGUGUUGGCUGUUUUAUGUGGUUAUCACCACUGGUUGAACUGUCAGAAUACCAGUGGCGGUACCAUGACACAGUUUGACUUUGUUCCAUUAAAGUUUUUAUCCAGA